AUGACUAUACCCAGGUUCUACUCUACAGCCAGCACGGUCUCAGCGAGACUCACCUCGCUUCUCAAGAACCGCGACCUUAUAAAAACAACCUCCUACAUCAACGGGAAAUGGGCCUCCCCUACAAACACAACCACCAGCACGACGACGUUCACAGUAACGGAUCCAGCACUCUAUCCCUCACCGCAAGCUGAACUCGCCACAGUGCAAUCGAGCACUCGCGAGGAUUUCCAACAUGCCAUCGCGGCAGCCGAAUCGGCAUUUGCAUCGUUCAAAUCCACAACGGGCAGAUACAGAUCCAAUCUACUUUACUCAUUGUACCAAGCGAUGCUCGACAACAAGCAAGACUUGGCCACGUUGAUCGCGUUAGAAAAUGGUAAACCCAUGCUGGAUGCGAUGGGUGAAGUAGUCUACGCAGCUAGCUUUUUCCAAUGGUUCGCUGAAGAAUCGAGCCGCAUCACCGGCUCAAUCAUUGCAUCAUCGAACCCCACCAGUAGAAUCCUCAGCUUGAAACAGCCAAUUGGAGUAUGUGCGAUCAUGACCCCGUGGAAUUUCCCGCUUGCGAUGAUCACGCGGAAAUUGGGCGCUGCCAUCGCUGCCGGCUGCACCACCGUCAUCAAGCCCGCGUCGGAAACACCCUUGAGUGCGUUGGCGUUGGCUCAUCUCGUGGAAAACGCCCAGUUCCCCGCUGGUGUAGUUAACGUGUUGGUGAAUGACGAUGCUGCCAUGGUGGGCAAAUUGCUCUGCGAAGAUCCGCGAGUCCGCAAAAUCAGCUUUACGGGAUCGACCCGCGUGGGAAAGUUGUUGAUGCAGCAGUCGAGCUCUACGUUGAAAAAGCUUUCGUUUGAAUUGGGAGGCAAUGCACCGUUUAUCGUGUUUGAUGACGCCAAUGUCGAUAAGGCUGUCGCGGGUGCCAUUGCAUCCAAGUUUAGAUCGAGUGGGCAAACGUGUGUUUGCGCCAACCGCAUCUUUGUCCAUGAGUCCAUCUACGAUGAGUUUGCUGCCAAGUUCGUUGAAAAGUUGAAGCUGGAUGUCGUGUUGGGCGCCGGGUUGGACCAAGGGGUAACUCACGGCCCCUUGAUCCACCAAAAGUCAAUGGAUAAAGUAGUCAGCCACAUUGAAGAUGCAACUUCAAAGGGGGCAACGUUGCUUCUCGGGGGAUCGAAGCGGCCAGACUUGGGAGACAAUUUCCAUGAUUUAACGGUGUUGGGGGACGUUACCCCGGAAAUGUUGAUCUUCCAAGAGGAAACAUUCGGCCCCGUGGCGCCAUUGAUUAAAUUCACCUCGGAGGAUCAAGUUGUGCAGUUAGCUAAUGAUACCGAGGUGGGGCUCGCGGGCUAUUUCUACUCCAAGGAUAUCAGUCGCGUGUUUCGCGUAGCAGAGGCGAUGGAUACGGGGAUGAUUGGGGUCAACACUGGUGCCAUCUCGGAGGCGGCGUUACCUUUUGGUGGGGUUAAGGAGUCUGGGUUUGGACGCGAGGGCUCAAUGUAUGGUGUUGACGAUUACAUGGUUAUCAAGGGAGUAGUGUUGGGCGAUGUGUAA
Molecule: messenger RNA, 1539 nt
Organism: Lodderomyces beijingensis
Lineage: Eukaryota; Fungi; Ascomycota; Pichiomycetes; Serinales; Debaryomycetaceae
Source: the annotation of a GenBank genome assembly